AUGACGAAGCGCACAAAGAAGGUCGGCAUCACCGGAAAGUACGGUACCCGUUACGGUGCCUCGCUCCGUAAGCAGGUCAAGAAGAUGGAGAUCACACAACACGCCCGCUACGUCUGCCAAUUCUGCGGAAAGAACUCUGUCAAGCGUGAGGCCGUCGGUAUCUGGAACUGCAGGUCUUGCCGCAAGACCACCGCUGGAGGAGCCUACACCGUCUCUACUCCCGCUGCCGCCGCCACCAGGUCAACGAUCCGUCGUCUCCGAGAGAUUGCUGAGGUUUAA
Molecule: messenger RNA, 279 nt
Organism: Alternaria ethzedia
Lineage: Eukaryota; Fungi; Ascomycota; Dothideomycetes; Pleosporales; Pleosporaceae
Gene: RPL43
Product: 60S ribosomal protein L43
Exons: 4
Coding region: 1-279 (92 amino acids)
Biological process (GO): translation
Cellular component (GO): ribosome
Molecular function (GO): structural constituent of ribosome
Source: RefSeq, a predicted model, not a curated record